Molecule: messenger RNA, 2021 nt
Organism: Hordeum vulgare subsp. vulgare (domesticated barley)
Lineage: Eukaryota; Viridiplantae; Streptophyta; Magnoliopsida; Poales; Poaceae
Product: phosphatidylinositol-3-phosphatase myotubularin-2-like
Exons: 17
Coding region: 69-1766 (565 amino acids)
Biological process (GO): dephosphorylation
Molecular function (GO): phosphatase activity
Source: RefSeq, a predicted model, not a curated record
AUGGCAUUCGCUUACGAAACACAAAUGAUAAUGGCAUUCUCCUAGUGACAAAUUUCCAGUUUCUUUUCAUGAGUAAAGAAACAAAAAGCAAGUUGGGAACCAUCCCUCUUACUACAGUGGAACAAAUAAAGGAACAAGAUGCAAGGUCUUUUGAAAUAAUUGGUCACGAUAUGAGGUUGCUGGUGUUUGAUUUGAAAUCUGAACAAAAGCAAGAGCUGAGUAAGAUAGUGGAAUAUUUGACAAGAUGCGCCAAACCUUCACGUUUGGUUGAUCUUUUUGCAUUUGCACUUAAUUCCACUCCAUCCGCCCUUGCUAAUCGAACAAGUCCCAAUAUGCGGCUGUUGAAAGAAUAUCAACGCCUUUUUUGUAAAUGGUUUCCUCCGGGCACCGGUUUUGAAAUUCAAAAGAGUUUAGAGGAUAAAUGGUGGAGGGUAACUGAAGCCAAUUCUGAUUAUUCCUUGUGUUCAACCUAUCCAUCUCACCUGAUAGUCCCACGCACCAUAAGUGAUGAAGAGCUACAAGUAAUGUCUACCAGCCGAGCUCUUGGUCGCUUGCCUGUUAUUUCCUGGUGUGAUUUUGGAUCUGGAGCCGUCCUGGCAAGGUCUUCUCAGCCCAUGGGAAUCAAGAAUCUUAAGAACUAUGAGGAUGAAAAACUUGUAUCUGCCCUUCGCACUCCAGGAAUUCACCGCACGGACUCUUUAAGGAAACUAUACAUAGUUGAUGCUCGGCCAGGGGUCAGCGAUGCUCGGCCAAGGAUAUGCUCAGAGUCAGCAUGUUCCUAUCCAGAAUCUGAGGUUGUCUACCUAGGAAUUGAAGACAUAUAUGAAAUGAGAGUUAGUUUUUCCUCUCUCCGUAAGUAUGUUGAUACUCAUGGAUCAAUUUCAUCAAAUGGACUCCCUUUAGCUGGACCUGUCACUGGAGACCUGGUAAAUCACGGAUCAGCCUGGGGUCGCGGAACUAUAAAUAGCAUGACAAAAUUUUCUAUUCGGGAGGAAUGGCUAAAUCAUAUUCAAAUUAUCCUGAUUGGUGGUUCAUGGAUUGCUGAAAAAAUUGCCCAUGAAUCAGCUUCAGUUCUAGUGCAUUGCAGCGAUGGCUGGGACAGAACAACACAGUUAGUUGGACUUGCUUCCCUCCUGCUUGAUCCAUUUUAUCGAACGUUCACUGGAUUUCAGGCUCUUGUGGAAAAAGAUUGGCUAGCUUUUGGCCAUCAAUUUGCGGAGAGGAUGGGUCUUCCAACAUUAGCUAAAGGAGGCCAGCCUGAAAAUCCUUCGGUUAAAUCUCAGGCAUCAGAUAAUAAAACUUCACCAGUACUGUUGCAGUGGCUAGAAUGCAUUGCUCAGUUGAUGCGCAUGUACCCAUCUGCAUUUGAGUUCUCCAGUGCAUUUCUGGUUGACUUUAUUGACGCUGUGUUAUCGUGCCGUUUUGGGAACUUCCUAUGCAAUAGUGAAUGGGAAAGGAAACAAGCUGAAGUCGAGAGCUCUUGUCCUUGCAUUUGGAAGUACUUAGCUGACCUUCGGGCUUCCGGCGGCAUCUUUCAUGAGCACAGAAAUCCCUUCUAUAAACCAAGCAAACAUAAUGGGCCCAUUGUCCCGCCAUCUCCGGCGCUUGCUCCCACCCUUUGGCCUGAAUUCUAUUUGAGAUGGGCUUGCCCACUUGAAUCGCAAGGCGGUGGCCGAGAAUGCCAAUAUAUUGAAGCAGUGAAGACAAUAAAGGAUGCCGAAUCUAGAAUCAUUGAGCUCAAAAGAAUGAUAGCAGAAGAACAUUAGCCAUACGGUUAAUUCAGAGGCAGCGAAGCCAAGUGGAGGAAGAAAAUAGUUUGGACCGCGGGCUCCAGUUUCAUAACUAGGUGUAGUAGGUAGCUGUGCAUGAAAUGGGAAAGCCGAACCUGUUUCGAUUGACCGAUGAAAAUUGUGUAAUUUUGGUUAGCUGAUGUCGGCAUUAGGAGGAUAUCCCAACACAGUUGUUUUGCAGGCUGAGUUUAUUGUCAUUGCUUUCCCCAAAAAUACUGUAUCAACAUUAGU